UAAAGUAAUAAAAAUAUUAUGGUAAAUAUUAUGGUAAAUUUUUGCGGUAAAUUAAGCAGCAAGAAGUCAGUGAAGUCAGGUAUCAUAUCAGCAUUUACUGCUGACUCAUUCUAUUGUUAUGCAUAUCAUCAUUAUCUACAAUGAAUAUCAUUAUCUUUAAAUUCAUAUGAAUGAAAGGAGGUUUUAAAACAGAUAAAGUAAUUUUCCACCAAACCAAGCGCGUGUAAAUGUUUCUACUUAUCUCGUGAUAAAUGUUGAGAUAAGAAUACGCGAAGUAAUUAUCAACUCUGCAAACGUCGUGUUGUCAAUGUAUGCCUCGCAGCGAGAGCGACGAGCUUUCACAUAAUACGAUUACAAAAUUCCUCCUAACAAGAAUCUCCCAUUUCACCAGCGUGCACUUCGCGUAAGUGCAACGAUUCGGUACUCGAAAAACACUUCUCGCUUUCAGUCAUAAUUUUCGAAUAUGUCGUCGCGACCGUGAGUGUUAAUCGCUGAAUGACUCGAUCAAAGAUACAUCAUAAUCGACCUUUACGAACGUUUUUGUCAUCCAAGAUGUUUCCAGUGUUUUUGCAGGAGAGACAAAAAUUUUUGGUAGCGCAUAAAAUCGAAUAUAAAUUUCUAAAAUGUUUCUAAAAUGUUAAGGCUACGUGUGACAAGAAUAACUUAUAUUAUUAUCUUUUGCAUUUAUAAUACCAUUAUGGCAGCAUCCGAAUUAUAUAAAGUUUUCUGUACAUAUCGAAGACAUCAAGCGCCGUCAAUAUUUUGCGUCAUUAGCGCUUUCUCAAUCAUUCGAGUAGCUAAAGGGAUCUCAUCGCUCUUCGCCGUUGGUGAAAGAUAAUUAUGCGCAAACAUCGGACAGGUAAACGCAAUCGUGCCAAAGUAAAGCGGAUUGUUAACGCCGCCAACAGAAAAUCGCGUGGACCUAUUCAAACAUUUGCGAAUCUCCGCGUGAAUCGAUCGAGUUGGAACGUGACAAUGCAAAUCGAUGGUAUUACAUCGUUGGCGAGAUGAUAUUUUUCAUCGCGAAAUUAUUAUUAAUAUCCAACGCAAAAAAUGACCUGAUAACGAAAGUGUAACGAUAUUAUGCAAAAUCUAGUCCAGUAGCUGUCGGGCUCAUGAAUGUAAAUGAUGUUGCAAAAUCAACGGUCACAUAAUACAGUUACGAAAUACCAAGAGCUACAUCAACGUUAUCUACUUUUUUUUUAUCUCAUUUGAUAGUCAGUUAAUUAAAAUAAUUUAUUAUUAACAACAUUGCUAAUAUCAGUGCGUACUAUUGCAACACGAAGCCAAAACUUGUGCAUCGCGAUAGAAAAUAAUUUACAACGCCUUUAAUUCUUGCAAAUAAUUCUUUGUGCAAUAAUAAUUUUUUAUGUCGUAAAAUAAGAGCCGAGGGCCUGUAUCACUAUAUCUUCUCUAAGCAAUCCACGAUUUGAACAGAACGUACCAAAGUGGCAUGUCGCCGCAUACACUCUUACGCUGGGAAUAAUGAUCCUAUAGUUGUGGUUUGUCCUGUGACAAAUUUCCGCGUUGACAAAACUAGGCGAGCUGGAAACCGAGCAGCUAUAGCACGCGGAACCGUGUGAAAGAACCAAUUCUGCAAAACGUCACAGCGAUUAUUAUAAAAGGGAUCCAUUAUAAUACGUCGCCGUGUCAGCGUUCACUGCAAAGUACCACCGAGUUAUCGCCGAUUUUCCGCACGCCCGAGCGAGCACUUUGCAUGUACUUCACUCGUGGUGCUGACGAUAUUUCGCGUUGUGGCGAUUUCGACGCGGAACGCAUUUCGCGUGCCAUCGACGGUCAAACGACUCGCAUAAAACGGUAUGCGCUGGUUUUAAUGUGCAACAGAUAAAGUUUCUGCGAGUUUUUUCAGGACUUACUCAAGAGACAUAAAAAUGCCAAGUGAACAAUUUUUAACCGCAAUUCGGGAUUUUAUCUUAUUAGCAAACGUCUUAAGGAAAACUUACUGUCAGAAGUGUGAUAAUAAAAAUAUUGUAGUAUCAUUUUGCAAGGUAAGCUUCACAUUGUUACAAAGAUGGGAAAAAUAUAUGAGCGUCGAUUGGAACAUCCGUUGCCAACCAUGUCUAUGGGAAAAAUGAUACUGGACAAUCUACGUCUGAAUGGCGAUCAUGUUUUUACAAUAGACGGACCUACCGGCAAGAAGAUGACAUGCAAAGAACUAUACGAGAAAAGCGUGAAACUCGCACAGUUUUUACACCGUUACGGGAUAAAAAUCGGAGAUAGAAUUUCCAUUGCAGCUGAAAACCGAAUAGAGUGGGUAAUACCACUUUGCGCAACCAUUUAUCUCGGUGCUAUAGUAACACCAUACAACCCUGCAUAUACAGAAUACGAGUUCCAGCAUGUAUUGAACAUCUCGAAACCACGAAUUGUUUUUGUGUCUCGUCGUACGGAACGUACCUUGGCCAAAAUUCGGCCGACUCUAUCCUGGCAGUUGGAAUUAAUGCAACUAGAUGAUCAACCGUUUGGCACCAUCCGUACGUUGACGGAUAUUUUGAAUAACGAGAAAGCCAUAGACUUAUCGGAAUUCGAAACGACGAAUAUCGGUGACAACAGUAAGCAUCCAUUGGCUAUUCUCUGCUCUAGCGGAACCACGGGAUUGCCGAAAGGAGUGACGUUGUCUCACAGAAAUAUGUUUUCGUUUAUUUUGAAAGUAAUCCAACCCGAUCUAUUCGACACAAGACUACACGAGAGAGUCCUGUUGCUUCUGCCGUUCUAUCACGGUUACGCGUUCGGCAUGUUGCUGUUAGGCAUAUACAGGGACAACACGAUGAUCCUAUUGCCUUCCUUCGACCCGAAACUCUUCCUGACUACGAUCCAGGAGUUUAAGAUCACCUGUUUGCCGAUCGUGCCGCCAAUUCUGUCGUUUAUAGCGAAGCAUCCGAUGGUGGAGAAGUACGAUCUCCGCAGCGUGAGAGAGAUCAUCUGCGGAGCGGCGCCGUUCACGAAGGAGACUAUAGUCGAGGUGAAAGCUCGUACCGGCAUCAAGUACAUUCGCAACGGCUACGGCAUGACGGAAAUGACACUAGUGAGCAACCUGAGUUCACGCGAAGACGACGAAGGAUCUGGAGAACCCCUUCCCGGUUUUCUCAGCAAAGUGAUCGAUCUCAAAACGCGAAAAACACUGGGCGUGGGUCAGGUCGGUGAAAUCUGCUUCAAGGGCGAUCAAGUGAUGAUGUACUACUGGAACAAUCCCGAAGCCACCAGGGAAACCUUCGACGAGGACGGAUGGCUGCAUACUGGUGACGUCGGUUACUACGAUGAGAAGGAUAGGCUGCAUGUGGUGGAUCGGCUGAAGGAACUGAUUAAGUACAAGGCCUACCAGGUCUCGCCAUCGGAGAUAGAAGGGCUCCUGCUGUCGCAUCCUGCAGUGAAAGACGCCGCAGUCGCUGGCAAACCUGACGAACACAGCGGGGAGAUUCCCAUAGCUUUUAUAGUGAGAAAGCCCGGCGCCACGGUCACCGUCCAGGACAUCCAGGAGUUUAUCAAACAGAAACUGUCGCCGCAAAAAUGGCUACGAGGUGGAGUGCAAUUUGUCGACGCCAUACCUAAGAAUCCUACUGGCAAGAUUCUACGCCGCGAAUUACGAGCACUGGUAGCUAAACUGUAACCAUGUACCAAUGGACUCGUGUUCGUAUAAGAAUAAAAUCUCCUCACGUAUCAACUAAAUGAUUAAAUCAAAAAUAUAUAUUGUAAUAUUAAAUAUGAACCACUUGGGAAAAGUA
Messenger RNA from Ooceraea biroi (clonal raider ant), 3740 nucleotides. Its product is annotated as 4-coumarate--CoA ligase 1. The record is from RefSeq and is a predicted model, not a curated record. NCBI's taxonomy places the organism in Eukaryota, Metazoa, Arthropoda, Insecta, Hymenoptera, Formicidae. Gene Ontology annotation, molecular function: CoA-ligase activity.